Ipomoea nil (Japanese morning glory) is the source of this 1995-nucleotide messenger RNA. Its product is annotated as 3-isopropylmalate dehydratase large subunit, chloroplastic. Lineage: Eukaryota; Viridiplantae; Streptophyta; Magnoliopsida; Solanales; Convolvulaceae. Bases 224 to 1753 code for a protein of 509 amino acids. The record is from RefSeq and is a predicted model, not a curated record. Gene Ontology annotation, biological process: amino acid biosynthetic process. Gene Ontology annotation, molecular function: 3-isopropylmalate dehydratase activity; 4 iron, 4 sulfur cluster binding. The transcript has 15 exons.
AGAAGAAGAAAAAACGUGCACAAACACCGGCUUCACCCGGAUCUCACCGUCGACCUGAAAUUGAGUGGCGCAGAUUCAUCGCCAAAAUUAGUCGCGUGGGUUCGAAUAUUGACCGCUACUGUGUUUAUCAGACGCCACCACUGACGCCCUUGUGCCGCGCACACCUCUUUCUCUUUCCUUCCUUUACCUCCGCCACUCUGCUCUGCGCAGACCCAAAUCUCCAAUGGCCUCCUCUGCUAUUGCCUCCAGCUCCUCACCAUUCAUCAACAAGAAAGAUGUGGGGUUCUCUGCUUUUUCUUCACAGCGUCCAAUCUCAGUUCAAACGGCCAAGAAAAGCGGUUGCAAGAAAAUUGUGUCUGUGAUGGCGCCACAGCAAACUGAACGCUCCCCUGCCACCACUGGCUCAGUGAAGACUGGGAUGACCAUGACUGAGAAGAUAUUGGCAAAGGCUUCACAGAAGUCCCAGUUGAGCCCUGGUGAUAAUGUCUGGGUAAAUGUUGAUGUUUUGAUGACCCAUGAUGUCUGUGGACCAGGUUCUAUUGGAAUUUUCAAGAAAGAGUUCGGGCAAGAUGCUAAGGUCUGGGAUCGUGAAAAGGUUGUUAUCAUACCUGACCACUAUAUAUUUACAAGUGAUGAAAGAGCUAACCGUAAUGUGGAUAUCUUGAGGGAGUUCUGCACUGAGCAAAAUAUUAAGUACUUUUAUGACAUCAAGGAUCUUGGAAAUUUUCGGGCCAACCCGGACUACAAAGGUGUCUGCCAUGUGGCACUUGCCCAAGAGGGUCAUACCAGGCCCGGAGAGGUAUUGCUGGGCACAGACUCCCAUACAUGUACUGCAGGAGCAUUUGGGCAAUUUGCUACUGGAAUUGGGAAUACAGAUGCAGGCUUUGUAUUGGGUACUGGGAAGAUUUUGCUCAAGGUUCCUCCAACUCUGAGAUUUGUGAUGGAUGGUGAAAUGCCUGAUUACUUGCUAGCUAAGGACUUGAUUUUGCAAAUUAUUGGCGAGAUUUCUGUGGCUGGUGGAACAUAUAAAGCAAUGGAGUUUGUUGGUUCAACCGUUGAAAGCUUGACAAUGGAAGAACGAAUGACUCUUUGCAACAUGGUUGUUGAAGCUGGUGGGAAGAAUGGUGUCAUCCCAGCAGAUAGUACGACCUAUAAGUAUCUUGAGGGAAGGACUUCUGUCCCAUAUGAACCUGUUUACAGUGAUGAACAAGCCAGAUUUCUUUCGGAGUACAGAAUCGAUGUAUCAAAGUUGGAGCCCUUAGUGGCGAAGCCUCAUUCCCCUGAUAAUCGUGCAUUAGCAAGAGAAUGCAAAGAUGUCAAAAUCGACAGAGUUUAUAUUGGAUCGUGUACUGGUGGGAAAACCGAGGACUUCAUGGCUGCUGCCAAAGUUUUUCUAGCUGCGGGGGGUAAAAAGGUAAAAGUUCCAACGUUCCUUGUUCCUGCUACUCAAAAGGUCUGGAUGGACGUAUAUAGCCUCCCAGUUCCGGGAUCUGGCGGGAAAACUUGUUCCCAGAUUUUCGAGGAAGCGGGUUGUGAUACGCCUGCAAGUCCUAGUUGUGGGGCUUGUUUGGGUGGCCCUCGAGACACUUAUGCACGCAUGAAUGAACCGCUGGUAUGCGUCUCAACCACGAACAGAAACUUCCCUGGCCGAAUGGGCCACAAGGAAGGCCAAGUUUAUCUCGCAUCUCCAUACACAGCUGCAGCAUCGGCGCUGACUGGUUUCGUCACUGAUCCCCGAGACUUUUUGCAGUAAGGUUCUCAAUAAACUUGCAUGGAUGAUUAGAUUUUGAUCAGAACUCGAUAUGUUUUGUAUUGCGUUCUCUUUCUGAAGUGAGGUAAGAAAAAUGUGUUUCUAGACACAGGAUGAGUAUUGUUAAACUAUGUAAACAUGAUCACAAGUAUGAUCUUUUCCCACCAUAUAAAAUAAGUGCUGUUAAGACUGUUACCAGUUGGAAACUUGGAAUAAUAAGUCGAAUGUGAUCUUUGUUAAUCUCA